This is a messenger RNA of Diversispora eburnea, 786 nucleotides long. NCBI's taxonomy places the organism in Eukaryota, Fungi, Glomeromycota, Glomeromycetes, Diversisporales, Diversisporaceae. The record is from the annotation of a GenBank genome assembly.
AUGGCUCCACCAAUUGUUGUCAAAAUUGUCAACGUAUUCGCUUUUAUUUUUCUUCUAGGAUAUAAUAGUUACGCUGGUUUAUUUGGUGAACCUGAUAAUUCUCCUUAUCAUAAUACUCACCCAAAUUACUUUACUCCAGCAUGUUUUGUUUAUGGUGUUUGGGCUCUCAUUCAUGUCUUGUUACUUGGAUUUGUAAUCUACCAAUUUUUCCCCGCUGCCAAUGAAGUCGUUUAUGAUGGUAUCCAUUGGCACUUCCUUUCUAUUAAUGUGUGGAAUUCCGUUUGGUUAUUUGCAUAUGAAACAAACCAUACUAUUCUUGCUAUAAUUCCUAUCCUUUUCUUGCUUGGACAAGUAUCUUACGUUUACGGCACAAUUAAAUUUAGAUAUCCUGCUCAAACAUGGGGAGAAACUUUAUGGAUUCAUGCACCAUUUUCUCUCUUCCAUGGAUGGGCCUUUGUACUUACUAUACUCAGUUUAUUCGUUGCAUUUAGUCAAGAAAAGGUGGAUGAUGGAUCUCCCUCCAUCCUUACCAAAAUCCUUGUUUUCUUUGGUUUAGCAGUUCUUGAAUCUGUUGCAGUUGGUUAUAUUGAAAAAUGUAAAGGUGAUAUUACUGGUGCCAUUGUUAUCGAUUUGACUCUUUAUGGUAUUGCUGUAGAACAAGAUGAUCCUUUCAUCCGUUGGACCGCAAUUAUAUUCGGUGUAAUCACUUCAUUCCAUAUCCUUAAGCCGAUCGUCAAUAUGUUCCUUCAUAGAAGACGUGAAGAAGGUGCACCACUAUUAGGUUAA